GUUUAUUGUCUGAAGCUUCAGCCAGUAGUAUCAUAAGAUUUACUGAUUCUGGAUAUAUGAAAGAGAAUCUCUUUCAAAUGUAUAUUAAUCACUUUAUUAAUUUGAUUCCACCUGUUCACCUAGUUUUUCUAAUACUUGAUGGUCACAAGAGUCAUCCAUCUGAAAUUCUGUUUGCUAAACUUAAGAAAGAGUAUAAUAAAAGAUAUGAUGAGCUUUAUAGUAGUAGUGAAAUUGAUGAUAUACUUCUAGAAACUGAUGAAGAAGCUCUUGAAACUGAUGAAAAAAUUCUAGAAACUGAUAAUAAAAUAUCUCAACCAACUUAUAUAUAUUUUACUAGAGCUAGUAUUAUUGAAAAGACAGAACUAUUAGAAGAAAAAAUCAUAACUCUCAAAGAAGAAAUCGUAACUCUUAAAGAAGAAAAUAAAUCAUUAAAAGAAGAAAUUUUAUUAUUAAAAAGAAGCAAUUCAUCAAUUCAAGAAGAACUUCAAAUAUUUAAGAGUCCUGAUACUUGUCCCAUUGAAGCUUGUGCUGAAAUAUCCUACUCCUCAACUUUCACAAUUCACUAA
Diversispora eburnea is the source of this 566-nucleotide messenger RNA. Lineage: Eukaryota; Fungi; Glomeromycota; Glomeromycetes; Diversisporales; Diversisporaceae. The record is from the annotation of a GenBank genome assembly.